Molecule: messenger RNA, 1551 nt
Organism: Orycteropus afer afer
Lineage: Eukaryota; Metazoa; Chordata; Mammalia; Tubulidentata; Orycteropodidae
Source: RefSeq, a predicted model, not a curated record
AUGAAAUUAGAAAACAAAACAGGUAUAGCAGAAUUCCUCCUCCUGGGCCUCUCAGAGGAUGCAGAACUGCAGUCCCUCCUCUUUGGGCUGUUCCUGACCAUAUACUUGGUCACCGUGCUUGGUAAUCUGUUCAUCAUCCUGGCUGUUACUUCAGACCCUCACCUCCACACCCCCAUGUACUUCUUCCUCUCCAACCUGUCCUUCAAUGACAUCUGUUUCAGCACCACUACAGUUCCCAAGAUGUUGGUAAACCUUCAGACACAGAGAAAAUUAAUCAGUUACACAGGCUGCCUUGCCCAGAUCUGCUUUGGUUUGUUUUUUGCUGGUUUGGAAAAUUGUCUCCUAGCAGCAAUGGCUUAUGAUCGUUAUGUGGCCAUUUGUCAGCCACUGAGGUUUAUGAAGUGGUAUCACCGAUUAGGUAGAGAUAUCUGUGUCACGAAGCUGAGAAGAACCAUGUGGAAAGACCGGAAUGAUAACGUCUGCUUCUGGCGAUGCUGCUGUUGCUGCUGUUCCAGGAUCACACAUUUCAUUGCCUUGUCGCCCCAUUUCUCCAUCAGAGUCAUCAACAAUAGAGAACCCAGAAACCACACCAGUGUUUCAAAAUUUCUUCUCCUUGGAUUGACAGAGGAUCCAGACCUGCAGCCCCUUCUGUUCAGCCUGUUCCUGACCAUGUACCUGGUCACUGUCCUUGGAAACCUGCUCAUCGUCCUGGCUGUCAGCUCUGACUCCCACCUGCACUCCCCCAUGUACUUCUUUCUUUCCAAUCUGUCCUUUGCUGACAUCUGCUUAAGCACAGCCACCAUCCCAAAGAUGCUGGUGAACAUCCACAUGCAGAAUCAGAGCAUCUCUUACACAGGCUGCCUCAGCCAGAUUUUCUUUGUCGUUGGUUUUGCUGGUUUGGAAAAUUUCCUUCUCGCAGCAAUGGCCUAUGACCGCUAUGUGGCCAUUUGUCACCCACUGAGGUAUACGGUCGUCAUGAACCCCUGCUUCUGUGGCCUGCUCAUUCUACUUUCCUUCUUUAUUAAUGUGGUGGACGCCCUGCUCCACAGUCUGAUGGUUUUGCAGCUUUCCUUCUGCACAGACCUGGAAAUCCCUCACUUCUUCUGUGAACUUGCUGAGGUCCUCAAGCUUGCCUGUUCUAGUACCCUCAUCAAUAACAUCCUGUUAUAUUUUGUGGUUGGCGUAUAUGGUGGUGUUCCUCUCUCUGGGAUCAUAUUCUCUUACACUCAGAUUGCCUCCUCUGUUUUGAGAAUACCAUCAGCUGGUGGCAAGUAUAAAGCUUUUUCCACCUGUGGGUCUCACCUCUCAGUUGUUUCCCUAUUCUAUGGGACAGGCUUGGGUGUGAACAUCCUUUCAGUAUUUACACACUCUUCCAGGAAGACAGCAGUAGCCUCAGUGAUGUACAUUGUGUUCCCUCAAAUGAUGAAUCCUUUUAUCUACAGCCUGAGGAACAGGGACAUAAAGGUAAGCUUGAGAAAACUCACACUGGAUUUAGAUGAUGUGAGACAUUUGAACAUGAUGGGUGAAGAAGCUUCUGAUGCUAAUAAUUAA